Messenger RNA from Cinclus cinclus, 1722 nucleotides. It is a transcript of the gene CNKSR3, whose product is annotated as CNKSR family member 3. The record is from RefSeq and is a predicted model, not a curated record. The transcript is spliced from 13 exons. Gene Ontology annotation, biological process: regulation of signal transduction. Gene Ontology annotation, cellular component: membrane; cytoplasm. Lineage: Eukaryota; Metazoa; Chordata; Aves; Passeriformes; Cinclidae. Gene Ontology annotation, molecular function: protein binding. Bases 55 to 1722 code for a protein of 555 amino acids.
CCGGAGGAGCUGCGGUCUGUCGCGGGGGCUGGUGCCGGCGGGCUCGAAUCCGCCAUGGAGCCGGUGACCAGGUGGAGCCCGAAGCAAGUGGUGGACUGGACUAAGGGCCUGGAUGACUGCCUGCAGCAGUAUGUUCAUAAAUUUGAACGGGAGAAGAUAAAUGGUGAACAGCUAUUACAGAUUUCUCACCAGGACCUUGAAGACUUGGGCAUCUCACGGAUUGGACACCAGGAACUGGUUCUAGAGGCUGUGGAUCUCCUGUGUGCACUGAACUAUGGCCUUGAAACAGACAAUAUGAAGAACCUGGUUCUCAAGCUGCGAGGCUCAUCCAACAAUCUGCAAAACUACAUCAGUAGCCGUAGGAAAAGUUCAAAUUAUGAUGGAAAUACAUCUCGCAAGCCCCCCAAUGAAUUCCUUACUUCUGUUGUAGAACUCAUUGGUGCUGCUAAAGCCUUGCUUGCAUGGUUGGACAGGACCCCAUUUACUGGUAUUGCUGACUUUUCAUCAAUGAAGAACAGAAUCAUUCAGCUCUGCUUGGACCUCACUACUACUGUUCAAAAGGAUUGCACUGUGGCUGACAUGGAAGAUAAAGUCCAGACUGUGGCCAAGACUUUAAAUGGCAUUUGUGAUAAAGCCAUCCGAUCAACUACAGACCCACUGAUGAGCCAGUGUGCAUGUCUGGAGGAAGUCCACUUAACCAACAUUAAACCUGGGGAAGGCCUGGGAAUGUACAUCAAAUCAACUUAUGAUGGAUUGCAUGUAAUUACUGGAACUACAGAAAAUUCCCCUGCUGAUCGCUCCCAGAAGAUUCACGCUGGUGAUGAAGUGAUCCAGGUUAAUCAGCAAACUGUGGUUGGAUGGCAACUAAAAAAUCUGGUGGCAAAAUUGCGAGAGAAUCCUGCUGGAGUUAGGCUGCUGCUUAAGAAACGUCCUAGUGGCUCUUUUCAUUUUACUCCUGCUCCACUGAAGAACCUGCGCUGGAAACCACCCUUGGUGCAGACCAGUCCUCCACCAGCUUCAACUCAGUCACCAGAAAGCACUGUGGAUACCUCCCUGAAGAAAGAGAAGCCAGCCAUUUUGGAUCUGUACAUACCCCCUCCACCAGCUGUUCCAUAUUCUCCUCGGGAUGAAAAGGGGAGCUUUGUGUGUGGAGGAGGCAACAAACGCAGUCAGCCACUACCUGGGUCCAAGGGCGCUGAGUCUCCCAAUUCUUUCCUGGAUCAGGAAAGCCGAAGGCGAAGGUUUACUAUUGCUGAUUCAGAUCAGCUGCCAGGGUAUCCCGUGGAAGUAAAUAUCCUACCAGCCAAGAUGAGAGAAAAAACACAGUCCUACGGAAAACCUCGUCCUUUGUCAAUGCCUGCUGAUGGAAGCUGGAUAGGAGCUGCAGAACCCUUCUCUAGGCCACGAGGAUCAGGCAGAAAAGGUGAAGAUGUCCUCUGCAGGUACUUCAGCAAUGAAAGGAUACCCCCAAUCAUUGAGGAAAGCCCCUCCACACAGCACCCACUCUCCAGGCCAGUGUCUGACAAGCAGUUAGCGAGGGGAAUGGAUUAUAUUCGAGGCAGCAGGUGUUUCAUGAAUACAGACCUCCACAACAGUGCAACAAUUCCUUUUCAAGAGGAAGGUGCUAAAAAAUCGUCAGUUACAUCAUCCACAAAAUCUUCCUCGUCAGAGCCCUCGCUGCGGGUCAGUUUGAUCACAAGACUGAAAUUGUUGACUCGUUGA